GCUGGCGGAUUACGGGGAGUGCCGGGCGGGUCGGGAGGACGCGGGGAGCGAGGAGGCCUCGGUGAAAGAAGGAUCAAAAAUGUCAGCACUAAAUUGGAAGCCCUUUAUCUAUGGAGGUUUAGCAUCAAUCACUGCAGAAUGUGGUACUUUCCCCAUUGAUCUGACAAAAACACGUCUGCAGGUUCAAGGUCAAGUCAAUGAUCCCAAAUACAAAGAAAUCCGUUACCGUGGAAUGUUUCAUGCACUAGUCAGGAUAUGCAAAGAAGAAGGAUUAAAAGCCUUAUACUCUGGGAUUGCACCAGCAGUGCUACGCCAAGCUUUAUAUGGAACUCUAAAAAUAGGCACUUACCAGAGCUUAAAAAGAAUGUUUGUUGAGCAUCCAGAAGAUGAAACCCUGAUAAUAAAUGUUCUCUCUGCUGUUCUUUCGGGAGUGAUAUCAUCAUCUAUUGCCAACCCUACAGAUGUCUUAAAGAUCAGAAUGCAAGCCCAAGGUAGUGUGAUUCAAGGAGGAAUGAUGGGCAACUUCAUGCAGAUCUACCAAAAGGAAGGCACUAAAGGAUUAUGGAAGGGAGUAUCAUUGACAGCACAGAGAGCUGCUAUUAUUGCUGGAGUGGAACUGCCAGUGUAUGACUUUGUCAAGAAGCACAUCAUUAUGUCUGGAUUGAUGGGAGAUACAGUAUAUACUCACUUCCUCUCAAGUUUUACUUGUGGGUUAUCUGGGGCCCUUGCAUCCAAUCCAAUUGAUUUUGUAAGAACACGCAUGAUGAACCAGAGAAGCCAGGACUCAAACUACAAGGGUACCUUGGAUUGCUUGUUACAAACAUGGAAGCAUGAAGGCUUUUUUUCUCUAUAUAAAGGGUUUUGGCCAAACUGGUUAAGACUUGGUCCUUGGAAUAUUAUUUUCUUUGUGACAUAUGAGCAGCUGAAGAAACUAGACUUCUGACAUGCUGAACUGUACUGAAUUGUGUUGCUUUACUGUUUGAGUUUAGAGCCACUUGUGAGUUGCUUGAGUAUCUGCUCUUCACUGUCUGAGCUACUGGCCAAGGAAGAGGUCACAAGAGUGUUGUGAAUGAGAACAACCUGGUAGUGAUAUCCAGGCAAAUUGGCUCCUGGAACAAUGGCUUGCUCAAGUGAUUCAGUGGAUGAGGUGCAGUUUUCUAGACUGAACCAAACAUGGUGAAAUACCUUCCUUCUGUCAGCUGUCUAAGCCUUCUUGAAUGUGAAGAUCUGUAGUGCAAUUUUAUACUGUUGAGGCUCAGAUGUGCAAUGUUAUGUAUGAUUCAAAGAGCAAUCUCUCCAUAAAGAAAGAGAGGCAGUACCAAGGAGCUGGGCUUUUCCUGUUUUCAGAAGUUUAUGCA
Calypte anna (Anna's hummingbird) is the source of this 1358-nucleotide messenger RNA. RefSeq names its product solute carrier family 25 member 30 (gene SLC25A30). Gene Ontology annotation, biological process: mitochondrial transport. The record is from RefSeq and is a predicted model, not a curated record. Gene Ontology annotation, cellular component: mitochondrial membrane. The transcript has 10 exons. Lineage: Eukaryota; Metazoa; Chordata; Aves; Apodiformes; Trochilidae. Bases 80 to 943 code for a protein of 287 amino acids.